GCCGGCCUCGACCUCAAGACACAUUCAUCUCGACAUGAAGUUCAACGCCGACGUCUCCUCCUCACGGCGCAAGUCGCGCAAGGCCCACUUCUCGGCGCCUUCGUCCAUCCGCCGCAAGCUCAUGUCCUCUGGCCUCUCAAAAGAACUCCGUGCCAAAUACAACACCCGUUCGCUACCCAUCCGAAAAGACGACGAAGUUCGCAUUGUCCGUGGAAAGUACAAGGGCCGUGAGGGAAAGGUCGUCCAGGUUUACCGCAAAAAGUGGGUCAUCCACGUCGACCGUGUGCAGAGGGACAAGUCGAACGGCGCAAGCGCCCCCAUCGGCAUCCACCCCUCUAACGUCGUUAUCACUACCAUCAAGCUCGACAAGGACAGGCGGGCAAUUUUGGACAGGAAGGAUCGAAGCAAGGCUGCUGGUGCACCCAGCGCUGAUGUCGAGAUGGUCGACUAAACCCUUCUUUCUUCUUUCGCAUUCGAGCAACACACAUAAAACAUAUUUACCACACUGCCUGCAAUAUUAUGAUGUAUGCUCACCCCUUCGCACUAUGACUUAUGAUCAAGCAUUUCGAAACGAAAUCGUGAAAUUAAUUC
Messenger RNA from Coprinopsis cinerea okayama7#130, 591 nucleotides. Its product is annotated as 60S ribosomal protein L26. The record is from RefSeq and is a predicted model, not a curated record. Gene Ontology annotation, molecular function: structural constituent of ribosome; RNA binding. Bases 35 to 451 code for a protein of 138 amino acids. Gene Ontology annotation, cellular component: cytosolic large ribosomal subunit; ribosome. The transcript has 4 exons. Gene Ontology annotation, biological process: cytoplasmic translation; ribosomal large subunit biogenesis. NCBI's taxonomy places the organism in Eukaryota, Fungi, Basidiomycota, Agaricomycetes, Agaricales, Psathyrellaceae.